This is a messenger RNA of Nicotiana tabacum (common tobacco), 1807 nucleotides long. Its product is annotated as ubiquitin carboxyl-terminal hydrolase 24. The record is from RefSeq and is a predicted model, not a curated record. NCBI's taxonomy places the organism in Eukaryota, Viridiplantae, Streptophyta, Magnoliopsida, Solanales, Solanaceae. Gene Ontology annotation, biological process: protein deubiquitination. Gene Ontology annotation, molecular function: cysteine-type deubiquitinase activity. Gene Ontology annotation, cellular component: nucleus; cytosol.
ACCCCCUAAACCCACCCACCCAUCUCACUCUGUGAGCUGAAAUUACUGUUUUUCUCUGUAUUUUCAUGUCUUCUUCCAUUUUUGCUGCUGCCUUGCUCUGUUCUACUCAUUUUUCAUGUGCUCUGCUUCACCAGAUUCAACCACUCUUCUCUGAUUGCUUACACUAUGGAUUCCAUUUGAGGGUUUUGUCCAAUCUUGGAAGAUGAAUGAUCAAAAGGUGUUAAUUUUUGGGUCAUUUACGGAAGAUGAGAUUAAAACUUUGCAAAGCCAGCCAACAACAACUGAUGUAGGGAUCACAUUUGGUUCUUUGGAUUCUGCAACUCUGAAAUCUGUGGGCCUUUUCAACGCUAAAUUGACCGACCUUGAUCAUUCUAAGAAACCUCAGCCACCAGAGCUUGCUCAUAAAGAGAAUGUCGCCGAGGGUCAUAGCAAUAUAGUGAAAACCAUAAAGUCAGCAGGCAAAACUAUAAAGGAAUAUGGUAGUUCUAGUUUUACAAAUCCUGAUUACAAUAGGAGUGUGACAGAUUCGAAAACUUUCCAUGAAUUACAUCCAACAGUAAACACCCGAAGUGCUUAUUCAUCAGAGAAAUCAAGCUUAUCUGAAUUGUCUAACAGUGUGGAAGACGUUAAUUUGACAAAUCAACUCAAAAACUAUAACUUGCUGAAUGGUAGACAUAAGUCUUUAAAUGGGUCUGCUGUGGUUUUCAGAAGUUUGUUAGCUCGAGGGUUGGUCAACUUGGGGAACUUGUGCUUUCUUAAUGCAACUCUUCAGGCUCUCCUCUCGUGCUCUCCUUUUGUUCAUCUCCUGCAAGAACUCAAAACACGUGAUAUAUCACAGGCUGGGUAUCCAACUUUACAUGCCUUUAUUCAGUUCAUAUCUGAGUUUGGCAUAUUCAGUGAUUCUAGCAUGAAGAAAAAGGAAACAAUAUUUCCAGAAAUUGGGCAGCCUUUUCGACCUUUAAUGUUUGAAUCUGUCCUACAAAACUUUACUCCGGAUGUCCCAAAUAGCUUGACCGGUAGACCGAGGCAGGAAGAUGCUCAGGAGUUCCUCAGUUUUCUCAUGCAUCAGAUGCAUGAUGAAUUGCUAAAGUUAGAGGGUCAAGUACCAAAUGGUAUCGGGAGAAACUCCUCUGUGGUUUCAUCAACAGAUGAUGAGGAAGAGGAUGAUGAUUGGGAGACUGUUGGCCCAAGGAAUAGGACUGCAGUUACUAGAACACAGAGCUUUGUCCCGUCAAAAUUGAGUGAAAUUUUUGGAGGCCAAUUGAAGAGUGUAGUGAAGGCUAAAGGUAACAAAGCCUCAGCAACAGUACAACCAUUUCUUCUGCUCCACCUUAACAUUUUUCCAGAGCCUAUUUGCUCAAUAGAAGAUGCACUUCGGAUGUUUUCUGCACCAGAGGCACUUGAAGGAUAUCGAACAUCAGGAGCUGGAAAGGCCGAAGUAGUCAGUGCCAGCAAGUCUGUUAAGAUUCUGGAGCUUUCUGAUAUAAUGGUGUUGCAUUUAAUGCGCUUUAGCUACGGAAGUGAAGGGAGCACCAAGUUGCAUAAACCCGUGCACUUCCCUUUGGAGCUUGUGUUUGGACGUGAAUUACUUGCCUCUCCCUCUUCUGAGGUUAAGAGGUAUGAACUCGUUGCGACAAUCACUCAUCAUGGAAGGGACCCUUCAAAGGGUCAUUAUACGGCCGAUGCCCGUCAUCAAAGUGGCAAGUGGCUGCGUUAUGAUGACGUGUCAGUCACAGUCAUCCCGAAAAGCUCGGUGCUGCAUGAUCAAGCGUACGUUCUCUUCUACAAACAGUUGUAACUUGUAUUU